This is a messenger RNA of Sordaria macrospora k-hell, 315 nucleotides long. The record is from the annotation of a RefSeq genome assembly. NCBI's taxonomy places the organism in Eukaryota, Fungi, Ascomycota, Sordariomycetes, Sordariales, Sordariaceae.
AUGCUCCAGCGGUUCGAAACCAUGCAGAUUAUUGGAGAAUAUGACGAACUCUUGGAUUGGGACGAUUUGGUGGACGCUAUGUCGGUCCCCGCGUUUCUUGCCGAGGAGGCCCUCACGAACAUGAAGUCAGUCAUCGAGACGGCCGAGAAAGUGGAGGAGAUGAAGCGCAAGGCAUUCAUCCUCAACUUCCUUGGCGGCCUUCUGUUUUGGAUUCCCUUCGUGGGACAGGUCCUUGGCCCGGGAAUGAGGACGUUGGGAUUAAUUCUGCGCAUGAUUGGAAGGGUUGGUGAGGCCGCCAUGGGUAUUUACGACGUG